CUGGCGAUAAAAUAGAAUAUUGUACAUUAAAAAAAUGAUCCGACAUGAAAUAUUUACCAUCAAAUCCACCAGUAGGAAGAUGUAAAUAUGCUCUCUGGAAAAGCUUCCUCGCAGCUGUAGCAGUAGUAUCUGUGAUAUAUUUAAUAACAAUGAACAAAAAAUGUAUAUUUACACAAACAUCUACGAAUCUAACCAGUUCGAAUAAAGAAAUCAGAUAUUUUUCAAACUUAAAUCCGCAGCCCCAUGUGGUCCCCAGAUUAAACGAAAAGGAUUAUAGUAGACUUAUAAAUUUGACUAAUUUUAAAUUCAUAGUACCAAACUCUUGUUCAAACGAUAACGUAUUUCUUGCUGUAAUAGUUACCUCGGCACCCAAAAAUCUCGAAGCAAGAAACACAAUUAGAAGUACUUGGGGCAAAAACGAUGAACAAGUUAAAACAUUUUUCAUGUUAGGAGCUGUUGAUGACGCUGAUGUUCAAGAAACAAUUUUUAAAGAACAUUUGCAAUACCAUGACAUAGUUCAAGGCAAUUUUUUUGAUUCCUAUUUUAAUUUAACUUAUAAGACUGUGAUGGCACUGAAAUUUAUCACUUACCACUGCACCAAUGCUACUUAUAUACUUAAAACUGACGAUGAUGUAUUUGUAAAUAUGCCUUUAUUGAAAAACUUUUUGAUAAAUGAUUUAUCUCCUUUUGGAGCAGUAAAUUGCCUUUUGUGUCAUAAAAUGGAAAACAUGCCAAUUUUGAGAGGCUCGUCAAAAUGGGCUGUUAAAGAAGAAGAAUUUCUUGGCAAAAUAUACCCCACAUACUGCAAUGGACCUUAUAGUAUAUUAUCACCGGACGUUGUGUUCAAACUAUAUCAGGAAUCUCAAAGGCAAAAAUACUUUUAUAUUGAAGACGUAUUUUUAUAUGGAGUCGUAGCCGGUAAAUUUCCAGAAAUACAGCAUACCGACAUUAAAAAUUACACUUUGUGGGACUUAUUUGCUCCAGGAGCCUAUAAAACAGUAAGAACGCAACGGAAUUUUUUGUUUGGAUUUUUAGGAAUGAAGCCUGAAAACUUAAAAGAAUUUUGGGAGUUUGUAAAAGGACGGCCAGUAACGAGAUCUUUAUACGAUUCUGUAGUGUAGAUGAAAUCUAUUUAAUAAAUAAAUAUGUUUAA
Ceutorhynchus assimilis (cabbage seed weevil) is the source of this 1153-nucleotide messenger RNA. NCBI's taxonomy places the organism in Eukaryota, Metazoa, Arthropoda, Insecta, Coleoptera, Curculionidae. The record is from the annotation of a GenBank genome assembly.